This is a messenger RNA of Bufo gargarizans (Asiatic toad), 5180 nucleotides long. It is a transcript of the gene MYO1C, whose product is annotated as myosin IC. Gene Ontology annotation, biological process: vesicle transport along actin filament; actin filament organization. The transcript has 32 exons. Lineage: Eukaryota; Metazoa; Chordata; Amphibia; Anura; Bufonidae. Gene Ontology annotation, molecular function: ATP binding; actin filament binding; microfilament motor activity. Bases 353 to 3487 code for a protein of 1044 amino acids. The record is from RefSeq and is a predicted model, not a curated record. Gene Ontology annotation, cellular component: vesicle; myosin complex; microvillus.
CCUGUCUCUCUCUGCCAGUGACGCCUGAACUCUUUCUGGGAGCAGAUUCUAGAUUCUAAGUUUUUCCUCUCCAGGCUGUAAUGCUCUUGUGUUUGCUCAGCCUCUGUUCCCAUAAGCCGCAGGCUGGUCUGUCGUGUAUAUGGGGCUCGUCUUUUCGUACUCGGAAAAUGCGUUAACUCUUGAAGCUGGAUCGAUAUAUUAUGAGCGUCUACUUGGAUCAUUAGUAUUGGAUCUUCUGUCUCCGCUGAUGCAGCCUCGCAGGUUGUGAUUAAGAAGAUCACCAGGAAACGGACUGCCGGCGGCAGUAGUUCAGUCUCUUUUCACUGGGGAGCAGGACCUUCUGACUGCGGCAAUGAAGUACAGAGCAGCGGCUCCGGCUAUUGACGGUAUCCGGAUAACCAUGGAGAGUGCCUUAACAGCCCGUGAUCGGGUUGGUGUCCAGGACUUCGUCCUGUUGGAGAACUAUACAAGUGAAGCCGCCUUCAUAGAAAACCUGAGGAAACGGUUCAAGGAGAAUCUCAUAUAUACUUAUAUUGGAUCUGUCUUGGUGUCUGUUAACCCUUACAAGGAGCUGGAGAUUUACAGUAAGCAGCACAUGGAAAGAUAUCGUGGGGUCAGUUUCUAUGAAGUCUCUCCUCACAUCUAUGCUAUAGCCGACAACUCUUACCGCUCCCUGCGAACAGAAAGAAAAGACCAGUGUAUUCUUAUAUCUGGCGAGAGUGGGGCAGGAAAGACGGAGGCUAGCAAGAAGAUCCUCCAGUACUAUGCUGUGACCUGCCCUGCCAGCGAUCAAGUGGAAACUGUGAAAGACCGCCUGCUGCAGUCCAAUCCUGUUCUUGAGGCCUUUGGAAAUGCAAAAACCUUACGAAAUGACAAUUCCAGCCGUUUUGGCAAAUACAUGGAUGUGCAGUUCGAUUAUAAGGGAGCUCCAGUUGGGGGACACAUCCUGAACUAUCUCCUGGAAAAAUCACGUGUGGUGCAUCAGAACCAUGGAGAAAGAAAUUUCCAUAUAUUCUAUCAGCUCCUCGAGGGCGGGGAAGAGGAUCUUCUGCGUAGGCUGGGCUUAGACAGAAGUGCACAAAACUACCAAUACCUUAUCAAGGGUCAGUGUGCCAGGGUUAGCUCAAUCAAUGAUAAAAAUGAAUGGAAGAUUGUUCGAAAAGCUUUGUCAGUGAUCAACUUCAAUGACGAUGACGUGGAGGAAUUGUUGAGCAUUGUAGCCAGCGUCUUGCACUUGGGAAAUGUGCAGUUUGCCUCAGAUGAACAAGGAAAUGUCCAGGUUACAACUGAAAACCAGAUUAAAUAUCUUGCCAGGCUUCUGUCUGUAGAUAGUACCGUACUACGGGAAUCUCUUAUUCACAAAAAGAUCAUUGCAAAAGGAGAAGAGCUGAAUAGUCCUUUGAAUCUGGAGCAAGCUGCUUAUGCCAGAGAUGCCUUGGCUAAAGCAAUUUAUGGACGCACCUUUUCAUGGCUUGUCGGCAAGAUUAACAAAUCGCUAGCCUAUAAGGGUUCAGACAUGUACAGUCUGGGGAAUGCAUCAGUCUUAGGACUUCUGGACAUAUAUGGUUUUGAAGUCUUUCAACAUAACAGCUUUGAACAGUUUUGCAUAAAUUACUGCAAUGAGAAGCUUCAGCAGUUGUUUAUUGAGCUGACACUAAAGUCUGAACAGGAAGAGUAUGAAUCUGAGGGGAUUGCGUGGGAGCCUGUGCAGUAUUUCAAUAACAAAAUAAUCUGUGAUCUGGUUGAAGAGAAGUUCAAAGGCAUCAUUUCCAUCUUGGAUGAAGAAUGUCUGCGUCCCGGAGAAGCCACAGAUACGACAUUCCUAGAGAAGCUGGAAGAGACUGUGAAAAACCACCCACACUUUGUUACACACAAACUUGGAGACCAGAAAACUAGAAAAUGUCUUGGAAGAGAUGAGUUCCGCCUGCUCCACUAUGCAGGAGAAGUGAAUUACAGUGUAGUAGGAUUUCUGGAUAAAAACAAUGAUCUGCUGUUUAGAAAUCUGAAAGAGGUUAUGUGUGACUCUGGAAAUCCAAUAGCUCAUCAGUGCUUUGACAGAUCCGAGCUGACAGACAAGAAGAGGCCAGAGACGGCAGCAACCCAGUUUAAAAACAGUUUAUCAAAACUGAUGGAAAUUCUUAUGUCUAAGCAGCCUUCUUAUGUGCGCUGCAUAAAGCCAAAUGAUGCCAAACAAGCAGCUCGCUUUGAUGAGGUUCUCAUUAGACACCAAGUGAAAUAUUUGGGGCUUAUUGAGAAUGUGAGAGUACGUCGUGCUGGAUUUGCAUACAGGCGAAAAUAUGAAAUCUUCUUACAGAGGUACAAAUCUCUUUGCCCUGAAACCUGGCCAAAUUGGGAUGGACGUGCAAUGGAUGGAGUGGCAGUUCUUGUCAAGAGCCUUGGGUAUAAACCAGAGGAGUAUAAAAUGGGCAGGACGAAAAUUUUUAUUCGUUUCCCAAAAACCUUGUUUGCCACGGAGGAUGCCUUAGAAGUGAGGAAGCAAGGCAUAGCAACCUUCCUCCAGGCUAGAUGGAAAGGAUACCAUCAGCGACAAAAAUUCCUACACAUGAAGCAUUCCGCCAUACAAAUCCAGUCCUGGUGGCGAGGCACAGUGGGCCGCCGAAAGGCUGCCAAAAGGAAAUGGGCUGUGGAGGUUAUUCGAAGAUUCAUCAAAGGCUUCAUUUACCGCAAUCAGCCUCGCUGUCCUGAGAAUGACUAUUUCCUGGAUUAUCUGCGUUACUCAUUCCUGAUGAACCUUCAUCGCAACGUACCAAAAAGCGUGUUAGAUAAGUCUUGGCCUGUCCCACCCCCAUCCCUUCGAGAGGCCUCUGAGCUCCUCAGAGAGAUGUGCAUGAAGAACAUGGUGUGGAAGUAUUGCAGACGAAUCAGCCCUGAGUGGAAACAACAGCUUGAACAGAAAGUUGUCGCAAGUGAAAUAUUCAAGGACAAAAAAGACAAUUAUCCGCAGAGCGUUCCAAGACUCUUCAUAAACACUCGACUUGGCAAUGAUGAGAUCAACACUAAAAUACUUCAACAAAUAGAAAACCAGGCAUUAACGUAUGCAGUGCCUGUGGUCAAGUAUGACCGAAAGGGAUACAAGCCACGGAGGAGACAACUUCUGCUCGCUCAGAAUGCUGCUUACCUUGUGGAAGAAGCCAAACUAAAGCAGAGGAUUGAUUAUGCCAAUUUGACAGGAAUCUCUGUCAGCAGUCUCAGUGAUAACCUCUUUGUCCUCCAUGUAAAAUGUGAAGACAACAAGCAAAAGGGAGAUGUGGUGCUGCAGAGCGAUCAGGUGAUUGAGACACUGACGAAACUUGCCAUAGUAGCUGAGAAAUUCAACAAUAUCAACAUUAAUCAGGGCAGCAUCAAGUUUACUGUGGGUCAGGGUAAAGAAGGCAUCAUCGACUUUACACCAGGCUCAGAACUGCUGAUAGCUAAAGCCAAAAACGGACACUUGUCUGUGGUUGCGCCACGGCUGAAUUCCCGAUGAUGAAAAUUUGCAAUUCAGUAGGAAUCUGGACUACAACCGAACUGACAGUUUCACCUUCACCCAUUUCCCCCACUUGUUGAACAAUACCUGCUUUUUAUAUUUGAUAGUUACCAAAGACCUGCGCUGCUUAAAAUAAGGAAAGAAAUCAUUUUAUAUAUUUGUGAAAGUCAAAUAUUUUAUUUUUUAACUUGCUUUUGCACAGUUGCACCCCUCCCCCCGCUCCUAUGGUAUAUUUAUGCAUUUUCUGCAGUAGGCAUAUUGGGAUUUUGCCACUAAGGUGGUGGGCUCUAGCCUCUGUACACGUCUGAGUGGGAGGAGGAUGAUAGAAUAUUAUUAGUCUCUUACUCUAAUGCCAGAGAGGCCUUUUCCACUUUGCAGACAUACCAGGCUAUGGUUCAAACACAGACUUCAGAAAGUCUGCACUAAGUAAAUGGAAACUUAUUUAUGCAAUCUUAAUUUCAGGUAUUGAGGUAUAUUAAGCAGAUUUUAUAGCUUUUAUUCUACUAAAAGAUAUAUUGUGCAACAUUUCUCAGAAAAGCCUUACAAUGCCUUUGUGUUGUAAGAGAAAUCCAAAGCCAUAUGUAAAUGAGUGGACAAACCCUCGUCACUGUCUUUUAGAGGUGACGUCCAUUGCAAGAGUUAAUGUUUUGUAAAUGUAAGAAAUACUAAAAUGUGCAAUAUAUAUAUAUAUAUAUAUUGUGUAGGGCACCUUAACUAACGGUUGUUACAUGGAGAAAUCCUAAUUCGCUCACACUCGUUACUCUUUCACCAGUUGUCUUCUCAUAUCUGCAAUUCAACUUUAUAGACUUAAAGGCUUCACAGAUGCUGAAUUUAGGGUGGAUUCCGGUCACGUUUUUCCCAUCCUUUUAACAUAUACAAAAAACAUAUACGUUAAAUGGAUGCUGCAGACUGAUGCCAGACAGUGGCAUCUGUUCAACAUAGAGUUCCAUUGUAGUAAAAAAAAAAAAAAGUAUACAUAGUUUUUUUCUGGACUGUGCAGAAUACAAGUACGUAGUGUGCUGCGUUUUUGUAUCUUUUUUUUUUUUUGUAACGUAUACGUGAAACGGAGGCAUAAAACGUGAUGUAAACCCACCCUUACUGCAUAAUUUAUUCUAGACUGCCUAUUCCAGAGAGGUCUGUAUGUUAACAUGGUAUAGUUCACCUGUACAUUGGAGAAGCCAUUCUCUCCCCAUUCACAAAGAUCCAUGUAUUUAAUAGGAAGUAAAGGAAUUGUCUGCUGGAGGCAUGUUUAUGUGCACACCAAAGGGAAGGGAAGUGAAAUAGGAGUGCAGCUACAUUAUAUGUGCACCAUUUUCAUGCAUAGACCUCUUAUAGGCGACCUGUCCAGUAUCCUGACAUGUCAGAUAUCUUAAAUCCUUGUAUUCCCCAUGACAGCACAAUCCUGGAGUGUCCUGUGUUAUGCUGACCCUCUAUUAGUCCUUCUGGAAAUAUAUGCCUACAUGGACAAUUUGUGCCAACUUUCUCGUUCUCAGUAGGGACUGUCCUACACAGUCUGAUACUGUUAGUAUUCACAGUUCCAUUUUUUAGGGUGCAUUCACAUGUUUUUAUUGGCAUUUUCCAGCAUGUUAAAGCAAUGAUAUUCUGGUGUGUCUCCACCUCCUUCUCUUUACAGAAAAAAAUGCUUGAAAAAAAAAAAAGGCCAUAAAAAUGCAUGAGGUAUGGAAAAAACCUC